AUGGUUUACACUGCCAGAAAGAUCGGAGCCAAGAACAGCUUGGACUACAAAGUCUACAUUGAGAAGGACGGAAAGCCAGUUUCAGCCUUCCAUGACAUUCCUUUGUAUGCUGACAAGGCUAAUCAAAUUUUCAACAUGGUCGUUGAAAUUCCUCGUUGGACUAACGCCAAGUUGGAAAUUACCGAGGAACAAACUUUGAACCCAAUUAUCCAAGAUACCAAGAAGGGUAAGUUAAGAUUUGUUAGAAACUGUUUCCCUCACCAUGGUUACAUCCACAAUUACGGAGCUUUCCCUCAAACUUGGGAGGACCCCAACUCAAUUCAUCCAGAAACUAAAGCUGCUGGUGACAAUGAUCCUUUAGACGUUUUGGAAAUUGGUGAGACCAUUGGAUACACUGGUCAAGUCAAGCAAGUUAAGGUCUUGGGUGUUAUGGCUCUAUUGGAUGAGGGUGAAACCGACUGGAAGGUCAUUGCCAUCGAUAUCAAUGAUCCUCUUGCUCCAAAGCUAAACGAUAUUGAGGAUGUUGAAACUUAUUUCCCAGGUCUACUAAGGGCUACCAAUGAGUGGUUCAGAAUUUACAAAAUUCCUGAUGGAAAGCCAGAAAACCAAUUUGCUUUCUCUGGAGAAGCCAAGAACAAGAAAUACGCCUUGGACGUCAUCAGAGAAUGUUACGAAGCUUGGGAGAACUUGAUUCAAGGAAAAGCUACUGACUCCAAAAAGAUUGAUCUCACUAACACUACUUUGGCUGAAACUCCAUCUUACAACCCUAACGCUGCUGUUGCAGUUCCAGCUGCUGAUAAUGAACCAGAUGCUCCAAUUGACAAGUCCAUUGACAAAUGGUUCUUUAUUUCAGGAUCUGCGUAA
Lachancea fermentati is the source of this 864-nucleotide messenger RNA. The record is from the annotation of a GenBank genome assembly. NCBI's taxonomy places the organism in Eukaryota, Fungi, Ascomycota, Saccharomycetes, Saccharomycetales, Saccharomycetaceae.